CGCUGAAUACGUUUUUGUAUUCAAAGUUAGGGAACGAAUUCGCCGGAAAAACACCCGUUCUAGGGGCUGUUUUCGUAUCGACAUUUACGGGUUGAGCUAGCACUUUGAGGAGGCUGUUUAACACUCAUAUUUAAGCAAGGAAUCAGUUCAUAAUCCACCUUUACCGGAGCUUUGACCAUUGGAUCAAGAAGGAAAAGUUUAAAGCUCAAUUAAGGUUGAGGCUCGAGCUUGUUACCUGUGCCCGUUGCUCGGGUGAUCCUUUGGAGAGAAGACGUGGUUCGUGCUUUCUCCAUUCUGUUUUGAACAAUAUUAAACAUGCUCAUGGAUAUUUUACUAUAGAGCCUGCGUGCUCAUGAAUAGCCCUGUGUGGCCCUUUUGUUUUAAACAAUGUUUUCCGCUGCGUUAUGAAUUACUUAUUAUGUUUGUUUAUGGAUGUUAUGUGUGUGAAUGAUAUUCAAGACGCCUUGUAUAAUAUGAAUGUGUUGGACUGCGGUUGACUAUUCGUAUUGUACGGCGGGUUGUUGACGUGUCCGGGGAGGUCCGAGGCGUGACAACUAUAGCGUUGCUAACGGUCCCUGAUUGCAGCAACUACGCGCCACGAUUACGGAGUGCAGGCUGAGUAAAACCAUGAGUGUGGACACCUAUUACACAACACUCAUGGGGCUAUUUGAUGAACUUUAUCGGCUGAAACCGCUACACGUUUGCUCGUGUGGGCAGUCCACAUGUGACAUUGUUGGGAAAUUCGCAGCCGAUCGAGAAGAAGAAAAAUUACAUCAAUUCCUUGUUGGGAUUGAUGAUGAUGCUUACGGAACAGUAAGGUCCAACCUCCUGUCUCAAACUCCGUUUCCAGACCUGGGAUGUGCGCAUCAGGCCUUCUUGCAGGAAGAGAAUUCAAGGGCGAUUGCAUGUGGGAAGACUGUAGCAGCGGCUGAAGUUCAGGCGUUUGCACUGAAAGCUGACCGCACUGCCAGAACUCGGGAUGACAAGGUAGAACGUGUACGACCGGUUUGUACACACUGCCGGCAGAAAGGGCACGAGAUAUCGACGUGCUUUAAACUCCACGGGUAUCCAGAGUGGUGGGAGGAAUGCCAACGUGCUAAGGGGCAGACCGGAGGUUGAGAGGGACAAUCUGCCCGACGGGGAGGUGUACGCACGCAUGCCGUAGCAGCCUUUCCUUCACCUGAUGGUGGUAGUUCCUCAGAUGUAAAACAGAGUGGGGGCUCUGGCAAUGAACCGAAUGGGGUGCCCUCUUUGAGUAAGAAGCAAAUCCAGGCUCUUCUGAACCUAAUUAAUAUUGAUUCACGUUCUUGUGAUCGCAUGUCGGGUAAGCUUUUAUCUCGUCUUGAUUGGAUCAUCGAUAUUGGAGCAUCUCAUCAUGUUACCGGCGAUUUUACAUGUCUUCUUCAUCCUAUGCAUAUACAUGCCUGCCCGGUUGGGCUGCCAGAUGGUAGGCAGGUUGCUGCCAAUUAUGAAGGGAGUGUACCCCUAUGUGACGGAAUUACUCUUGAAAAUGUGUUAUACGUGCCAGUAUUGAAUUGUAAUCUUAUCUCAGUUUCUCAGUUGACCGAUCAAUCUGCAUGUAUUAUCACUUUUACUAAUAAUUUUUGUGCUAUACAGGACCAACGUUCGAGGAGCCUGAUUGGAGCAGAUGAGAGGUGAGAUGGGCUGGACUACUUCCGAAGACUACCUGCUGUUCAUGCUGUUCGAAGAGGUGCUUUGACAGAGUUUGAUUUAUGGCAUCGGCGUUUGGUUCAUCCUUCUGACCGGGUGCUAAAGUUAUUACCUUGUUUUUCUAUUAGUAAUUUACCGAAGAAAUUAAAUAAGGCUUGUGAAGUUUGUCCAAGCAAGUUCGGGAUUCUUUUCCGCUUAGUAAUAAUAAAGUCAGUCGGAUUCUUGAAUUAAUUCACUAUGAUUUGUGGGGACCCUAUAAAACCCCAUCUACAUGUGAUGCAAUUUACUUUCUUACGCUUGUUGAUGAUUAUUCUCGGGC
Messenger RNA from Cuscuta epithymum, 1990 nucleotides. The record is from the annotation of a GenBank genome assembly. Lineage: Eukaryota; Viridiplantae; Streptophyta; Magnoliopsida; Solanales; Convolvulaceae.